AGAUAAAAAGUAUCUAAUUAUUAAUCCAAGAUUAAACAUUAAUUGAGCUUGUAAAUAAUAAUGUUUCUAUAUUGGUAGCAACAGGUUGGUAGGAUAUUAGACAAGUUUGCAUUAAUAAAGUUAGAUUGAGCACACCGGAUUGAAGGCAUAAGUCACGUUAUCGAAAUACUCGAAAUAUAUAUAAUUCGUUCCAUUUGUAUAGUGAAGUACGUUUGGAUAGAAUAUAGAUACUUGCGUUUGAUUUGAUACUGUGAGCGACAUCUGUGGACGGUGUAGCUUCUUUACACGUGUAUAAAGUUUCUUAUCUUAUCAACGGGAGUUAAGAUUAGUAAGGGAAAGGUCUACUCGGUACUUCGUACUCUCGGUAUUUUGACAGGAGAUGAAUGUCACAACACAGGAUGAGAGGAAUCAGAUUGCGCGUAAGAAGAUGCUUGACCUGCACGAAGUCCGCGUGGGAAAAGUCCCACAGGAUUCGCCGUGGUUAAGAAGCAUUCGCUUGCACUACGUCCAUAAUGGUCAGUCUAAGAAUUGGGAUGUGAUAACGAUGCACGACAGCGUGUGUAUAAUUGUCUUCAAUGUAAGUCGAAGGAAGCUCGUAUUCGUUAGACAAUUCCGGCCAGCAGUGUAUUACGCAUCUCAAUCGGAGAAGCAAGAGACGAUCGAUGUCAAGUGUUAUCCUGCGACACUGGGGAUAACUUUGGAACUCUGCGCUGGUAUUGUGGAUAAGAAUAAAUCUCUCGUCGAGAUCGCAAGGGACGAGUUGAAGGAAGAGUGUGGUUACGAAGUACCCACUUCAUCAUUUAAACAAAUUCUUACCUAUCUAUCUAGUGCUUCUGCUAGUGCAAAGCAAACUCUUUUCUAUGUAGAAGUCACCGAUGACAUGAAGAUAUAUCCUGGUGGUGGUGAUGAGUCCGAAGGUGAAGUCAUAGAAGUAGUGGAAUUAAGCAUUCCUGAAUUGAAGGAUUAUAUGAGCACCAAAGAAGUAUCAAGUCCCUCCAGCUUCCUCCACGGUGUGUCUUGGUUUCUACUUAAUAAAUCUGAGUACUGUUAAUUAGAAUAAAGCUAAAAUUUAUCUUGCUCGGGA
This is a messenger RNA of Atta colombica, 1084 nucleotides long. RefSeq names its product uridine diphosphate glucose pyrophosphatase-like. The coding region runs from base 380 to 1051 and encodes 223 amino acids. Lineage: Eukaryota; Metazoa; Arthropoda; Insecta; Hymenoptera; Formicidae. Gene Ontology annotation, biological process: ribose phosphate metabolic process; nucleoside phosphate metabolic process. Gene Ontology annotation, molecular function: UDP-sugar diphosphatase activity; metal ion binding. The record is from RefSeq and is a predicted model, not a curated record. The transcript has 3 exons.